UAUCCGCAUAUAUGUCCUGAUAUGUAAAGAAUGGUUCCAAAUCAGGGCAGUCAAAGAAUGACGAGCAAGGGCAGGAACUACCUUCCUGCAGAGCAGGAGACGUUGUGCCGUGCUUGGCUUCAAGUGUCACUUGACCUCAUUCUUGGGAACGACCAGAAGUCAUCCAACUUCUACGACAAAGUCGCUGAAAUCUUCAACCAAGAGCACGAAGCGAGGUCGGCAUGCAGCCUGCAGAUAAACUGGCGAGAUACUAUCCAGAAGCAAGUUUCGCUCUUUUGUGGAGCGUACAAGAAGGCAGUCCACAACCCUCCGUCUGGUACAAACGGUAUUGACCACAUGCGGACUGCUCUCGAGCUGUACAAGUUGCGCUCAAAGAAGAGCGCAUUCCGAUUGCACCAUUGCUGGCUCAUUCUUAAGGACGCGCCGAAAUGGAGCGUUGCCAUGGAGCCAUAAGAAGCACUGCGUGGGGCGCAGAAUGAACCGAGUCCAAUACUGCAUCCGUCGCCAACAGUCGAUUCAGAUGACGAAACAAGCGCUGGUAAUUAUAUUUAAUUGCUAAGCAGUGCGA
Messenger RNA from Aphanomyces astaci, 568 nucleotides. RefSeq lists its product as hypothetical. Lineage: Eukaryota; Oomycota; Saprolegniomycetes; Saprolegniales; Verrucalvaceae. The record is from RefSeq and is a predicted model, not a curated record. Bases 31 to 453 code for a protein of 140 amino acids. The transcript is spliced from 3 exons.